CACAGCCUUCAACAUGCUCUGCUCUGGCGGCAGCAGUGGCUUCUUGGUGAUAUCUCGGCCAUGACAUACAUUUGACAUGCCCUCCCUUAACCCUCGGGGAGACAGUUUCUCUUGCGUUGCAGCAUGGACCAAAGAGAAAUUCUGCAGAAGUUCCUAGAGGAGGCCCAAACCAAGAAAUCUAACAAAGAAGAGUUCGCCAAUGAAUUUCUGAGGCUGAAAAGACAAUCCACAAAGUACAAGGCAGACAAAACCUAUCCUACAACUGUGGCUGAGAGACCCAAGAAUAUCAAGAAAAACAGAUACAAGGACAUCUUGCCCUAUGACCAUAGCCUAGUAGAGCUCUCUCUGAUAACCUCGGAUGAAGAUUCCAACUACAUCAAUGCCAACUUCAUUAAGGGAGUUUAUGGACCCAAAGCUUAUAUAGCCACCCAGGGACCUUUGUCUACAACUCUCCUGGACUUCUGGAGGAUGAUUUGGGAAUACAGUGUGCUGAUCAUUGUUAUGGCGUGCAUGGAGUUUGAGAUGGGGAAGAAAAAGUGUGAGCGCUACUGGACUGAGCCAGGAGAGCUACCACUGCAGGUUGGCCCCUUCUCCAUAUCCUGUGAAGCUGAAAAUAGAAAAUCUGAUUACAUAAUCAGGACUCUAAAAGCCAAGUUCAAUAAUGAAACUCGAACUAUCUACCAGUUUCAUUACAAGAAUUGGCCAGACCAUGAUGUGCCUUCAUCUAUAGAACCUAUUCUUGAGCUCAUCUGGGAUGUGCGUUCUUACCAGGAGGACAGCAGUGUUCCCGUGUGUAUUCACUGCAGUGCCGGUUGUGGAAGGACUGGCGUGAUCUGCGCUAUCGAUUAUACCUGGAUGUUGCUGAAAGAUGGGAUCAUUCCUGAGAACUUCAGUGUUUUUAGUUUGAUCCAGGAAAUGCGAACACAAAGGCCGUCAUUUGUUCAAACUCAGGAACAGUAUGAGUUGGUCUACAAGGCUGUAUUAGAACUAUUUAUGAGACAGAUGGAUAUUAUCGGGGAAAAGAACUCAGGAACAGAGAUUCAAGAAGAGUAUUCAGUUCUUGAGCAAAAUCCCCCCCUAGAAGCAGAGUCUUAUUGUAAUUUACCAAAAAGUGGCAUAAAAGAAGCAAAAAUGUUGAACCCACAGAACAAACAAAGGAUAAGGCUGAAAAGUGCAGACGCUUCUUCCUUUGACCUCAGGACUCCUGAAAUAAGUGAAAAGGAAGGGUUAGUUUUACACCCCGCUGAACAGAGCAGUUCUUUUGACAUUUUGGAGCUAAAUUGCGGUUGUAACAAAAAAGCUGAUGGGACCAUGAAAUGGGAGCCAAAGGCAUUUCCGGUAGUUGGGGAGCCUCUUCAGAAACAUCAGAGUUUAGACUGGAGCUCCAUUUUGUUUAAUUCUAAACCUGCAAGUGUAGCAGGGGGAUGUUUUAAUUUAAAGGGGCCGAUAAUGCGGACCAAAUCAACUUCCUUUGAACUGAUGCAACAAAGAGACACCAAGGAGCUGGACACCAAGGAGAAUGUUUUGUGUUUGGAAUCCCAACCGCAUGACCCUUGUCUUGAGCAGGCUCAGAAAACGAUGCGAGUUUCUUCCGCAGAACUGAAUUAUUCACUGGCAUCUGACUCUCAGCACCAACCGUGCAAGGCCUCUAAUGCAAAGCAGCAGGCCUCCAGUGCUCUUAGGGUACAUUCUUACACGUCUUUAGAAGAUCCUUUUUGUUCGUCCUUGUCCCCAAGUAGGACUGGUUCUAAGGUGUCUCUUGAUUUACCUGAGAGGCCAGAUGGAACUGCUUUGCCUCGUUCUCCAUUGCUGGCAUCCUCUGCAACCCUCUUCUCUUACGACAAUUCACAUGAUUCUUUAGCACUGAGCUCUCCCACUGAUUAUCCUCCACCGCUGGACCACGAGACAGGAGUAGUCGCAACUUCUCCAAGGUUAGACGAUGAAAUUCCCCCUCCACUUCCGGAACGGACCCCUGAAUCUUUCAUUGUGGUGGAUGAAACUGGAGAAUUCCCAUUGACUGUUCCCAAAUCCUUAUCUUCAGCUGUGAAGAGUGUAAAACUGCAGAGUCCCGAAUCAGAUCCGCCUCAGGAUCGUUCCUCUCCCCCUCCGCCUCCACUCCCAGAAAGAACCCUAGAGUCCUUCCUUCUUGCCGAUGAAGACUGUACGCAGCCUCUGUCUGUACGGACUUAUUCUACCAGUUGUCUUAACACCACGGACAAUUCAACAUCUUCAAAGCAGACAUUGAAGACUCCUGGAAAAAGUUUCACAAGGACUAAGAGUUUGAAAAUUUUGAGAAACAUGAAAAAGAGAACUGAGAGGAAGCCAUCACAGCUGAGAGUAUUAAGAAGAAAGAGCAACGAAGUGUGGCGAGUGACAAAAUGGUGGAGGUGGGGGAGAAGGUAUCGCAAAUUCAUCCCCCGCAAACAAGCCUGCAGACCCUGUUCCGUCAAAUUACUCCAGCUCCUUUCUGAAUUUUGGUUUUGCAAAUCGUUUUUCAAAACCCAAAGGACCAAGGAAACCACCAGCGACUUGGAAUAUUUAAUACAACUUUGGAAUAUAGCUGCAAGAACACCUGCAAAGAAAACUAGACUACUGUGAGCUAGAAGUGUUCCAUAUUUAUAAUUUUAACAAUGAAGACAUUGUAAUGUGUUAAUAGCAAUAUUAGAAAAGCCAUAAUCAAAGAGGUGACAGAAAUUUUCCAAUUUCAUCUCAUUUGCAUUGGGUUGGAAACUGGAAAUAAGUUUGUCACUUGGGCUUAUAUAGAGAAUGCUGUAUGAGAAAGUUUUAGAAUGGACUUAUUUUUCAUUUUGGAAGUUAUUUUUAUUCUACUCUUCUACAUAAAUAGAAACUGCAAAAUAUUUGUAAGAAUUGGAUCUCAACUGAAUGUUUACAUUGCCAGAUUUUACAAAGCGAGUGUUUCACGAAACCUGACUUAUGGUUGUGGUACAAAAUGAUACGAAAUGACUGCUUGUGACAAUGACUAGAAGUUGUUUUUGCCUAAGUGGAGUAUACCUUGCACAUCUUCCCAAAGGCGGAAAACCAGAGUAGUAAGAAAGGAAAAAGUUGUAAUUAAGAGAAUAUGUAAAUAAUAAAAAAAUCAUUUUUAUAUUUGGAUAUACCAAUCAACAGGAUGCUCAACUACAUUUCUGGUAAGUUUCAAUUAAAGUUGUUCAAUGAACAAAUCUAGAAGAAUAAUCAACAAAAUAGUUAUCUUUUUGUAGCAUUUUUUUCAUUUCAAAGGUCCUAUAUAAACAUGUGCAACUUAUAUCUAAUCAAUCAGAGAUACUACUAGUUUAAAAAAUUUAGAGGGGCGAGAGUUGGGGGAGGAGCAGAGAGAGAAAGAGAAUUUAAGCAGGGUCUGGCUGUCACUGGGCUCUGUCUCAUAACCCUGAGAGGAAAUCAAGAGUCUCAUGCUGAACCAGUUGAGCUAUCCAGGGCCCCUAAAAUUUUUUCUAUAAAACUAUGGAUCUGCCUUAAGAAAAUCUGAUUUUUCAAAUCAAAUUUUAUGUAACACGUAAGUUAUUGGGUAAUUAUUAUUACAAAAGAUUUCCCUGAGUUCCCCUCAUGAUUUAACUUUUGAAACUUAGAAAAGUUUAACUUUUAGAACCUAAAUUACUCAGCGUUUGUUCUUCAGUGCCUCAUUACAAAGCCAGAUGAGAGCGCGAACUGGAUGAAAUGUUAACCUCUUUAUUGCAGUACAUUGUACGCAACAGGUGCUCAAUAAACUGUUUGGUCUUCAAGCUAA
This is a messenger RNA of Suricata suricatta (meerkat), 3745 nucleotides long. It is a transcript of the gene PTPN22, whose product is annotated as protein tyrosine phosphatase non-receptor type 22. NCBI's taxonomy places the organism in Eukaryota, Metazoa, Chordata, Mammalia, Carnivora, Herpestidae. The transcript has 22 exons. The record is from RefSeq and is a predicted model, not a curated record. Bases 124 to 2598 code for a protein of 824 amino acids. Gene Ontology annotation, molecular function: non-membrane spanning protein tyrosine phosphatase activity. Gene Ontology annotation, cellular component: nucleus; cytoplasm. Gene Ontology annotation, biological process: T cell receptor signaling pathway; positive regulation of toll-like receptor 4 signaling pathway; peptidyl-tyrosine dephosphorylation.